Messenger RNA from Lottia gigantea (owl limpet), 5784 nucleotides. RefSeq lists its product as hypothetical. The record is from RefSeq and is a predicted model, not a curated record. The transcript is spliced from 45 exons. Gene Ontology annotation, cellular component: nuclear pore. NCBI's taxonomy places the organism in Eukaryota, Metazoa, Mollusca, Gastropoda, Lottiidae. The coding region runs from base 1 to 5784 and encodes 1927 amino acids.
AUGGCGGCCUCCAUGAAACAAAAAAGGAUGGCGGCAACUCUCAAAAUAAAUUUUAUUAUUUUCGCUGUGAUUUUGGCCCCAUUAAUUUUCUCAAAUUUUGUGCAAGGUGCUAAAUUAAAUACGCCGAAAGUUUUGCUCCCUUACUACAGCACAGUCAUUUCCAAUUUCACUCUUGAAGUAGAGUUUUCUCCUGAAGAAGCCGAGGUUCCUACUUGUUAUCAAUGGAGAACAACACGUCCAGAAGUAGCUCAGGUGACCUUGAUAAACAGCACAGAUGGAGAAUGUGCUCUCGCUGCUAAAGUCUCUGCCAUUUCCAAAGCAUCGCAUCAGAUGACCACGGUUGUAUUGGCUGAAAAUAUGGUAACAGGUGAAAUCCUACGCUGUGAUCUGAUAGUGAAUAAGAUAGUUAAACUAGAAAUAGAGACUACAACUAGAGUUUUAUAUCUAGAAGAUUCUCCUGAUGAACUCUUAGCUAAAGGUUUUGACUCAGAAGGAAAUAUAUUUACUAGUUUGGAUGGUUUAGCCUAUGAAUGGAGUUUAGUGUCAGAUACAGAAACAGGGCAUGUUGUUGUGGAUGCUCACAAUAUACUCAGAAUCAAACGUUAUACAGACUCUCACUAUACGACUCCAGCACAUAUUGAACCUCUAGAGGAACGAGGCUUACAGGGUGAUAGAAUACUGGUAGAGGGAAUUAGGACUGGAAGUGCCAAGGUUUCUGCAAGACUUAAAGAUCCAGUCUACAAGCAAUUAAUACCAGAAGACAUUCGUAUAAUGGUGAUAGCCAAUCUAAUGUUGAACCCUGCCGAUGUUUACGUGUUACCAUUCAGUGAAGUUAGAUAUCGCGUAGAAUUACUCAAACACAAUAAAGUUUCAGAAAUCACUAUGCCAUCCAACCAGUAUUAUUUAGAGGUGAAGGAUGGAGAGAUUUGUACUCUCGAGAAAUCAACAUCUAUAGCUACAGCCCAGAAAAUAGGUUCCACUGAGGUCGUCCUUAAAGAUAAAAUAACAGAAUUUCAUCGUCAACCUUCAGCCUUGUUUCAUGUAGUUAACCCAAGCUACAUAGCGUUCGUAGUGUUACCUGGUAAGAAAUGGGUGUUAGAAACUGACAGAGAAUAUGAUAUCUUGAUAGAAGUCUACGAUACAGAUAGUCACAUGAUCUUUCCUUCAGACAAUGUACGUAUAGAAGCUGAAUUCCCGUCUACGUAUUUUAAAGUAUUGUUUUCAAGUAUUAACGGUACUUAUCAUAGAGUUAAAACUUUAGUUAGAGGACGGACAGAAAUAGAUGGGGAACUGACGGCCAUUAUUAAAAAGGAUGGAUCGAGAUAUGAAAUAAAUCCAGAAGUAAAAGGCAGUCAAGAAGUAGAUAUAUAUGAUCCAAUAAUUGUAGUUCCUGCUCGGUUAUAUUUUCCAUGGGAUCCAGUCACACAGGCCAAACAUACCUAUUUACUCAAGGCUAGUGGUGGAAGCGGGGAUUACACCUGGACCUCUACAGACACAGAUGUCACUACCGUCAAUAUCAAGGGACAGAUAACUACCACUGGUAUGGGAAGAGCUAACGUCACUGCUGCAGACGCCAAAAAUAACGCUCAUACUGGUAGCUCGAUUGUGCAUGUUUUACCGCCCAAUGAAAUGAUGUUUUUAUCAACGCCAGUAGAAGCUACAGUAGGAAGUGUUUUACAAUUGCCUCUAGCUAUCAAUGCUAUAUAUAAUGGUAAUAUUUCUAUUUUUACAUUGGACAGAGGUAAGAAAGUAGCCUUUACAGAUUGUCACUUGUUAAAUCUAAACAUUAGUUUUAGUGAUGUUACAGUCUUCACUCAAGUUGAAGGUUUCAGUAAGCAUGAUACUGGAUGUAUGUGUCUAAAGGUCAUGGCCGUUCAUCAAGGUCAUACAGAGGUCACGGCUAGCUAUCAACGAAAUAAAGUUCUGUUAACAACGACUAUCACCAUUGCUGCUUUUAAUCCUCUGCAACCUGUAGACCCUGAAGUAGAAACAGUAGUGACUGUAGCCUCGUCUAAAGAUGUUGUAUUUAAAGGUGGACCUCAGCCAUGGAUCCUUGACUCUUCUCAAUACUUUCAAGAUUUAUCAGCUGAGAGGAGAUCUUUAUUGGACAUGAAGAAGAAGAAAAUGACUGGAAUGAACAGAGGCCUGCAUGUUUUUACUGUGUUGUGUAUAGAACUUGGUGAACAGGAAUUGACGUUGAAAGUUGGAAAUCAUAAAACAGCUAAAAAUCAGUUUCCUAUAACACAAACUGCUAGCAUCAGGUAUAUUUGCACCCGACCUGUUGAACUUUAUCUACAACCCAUCUUGAACUUUGACCCCAGAUUGCCGCCAUGUCCUGUAACCAGGGAAACACAAUUACCAAUGCCAGUUCACUGUAAGAAGGAUGUCAAUAUACAGGCAAUAGUGACAGAUAGUUCUGGACGAAAGUUUGAUAACUUUUCUUCGUUGGCGAUAGAAUGGAAGUUAUCAGACAAUCAGCUGGCUGAAUUAGAAGAUACAACAGAUCUCACUGUAGAUAUUACUACAGAUAAUGAUGGCAAGAAACUUGUUAAAGCAUUUCAGACAGUGCAUCCGUUUGGAGUGGAAGGCAGUGUUGUUGUCACGGCAACAAUAGUUAGCUAUAAAUCAUCUUAUUUUAAAAUAGCUUGUUCUUCAUUAUCAGAAGUGGUUCAUCCAACUAUCAGUAAAUCUUUAGAAUUGUUACUCAGACAGGAAGCUGUUAUAGAACCUAGUAGAAUCUCUGUUUUUAAUCAUCCUUCUAACAAGGUGACAAUAGAAGUACAGAAAGGAUCAGGAUAUUUUCAUCUUGAUGAUGUAGAAACAGAUACAAUGUCUAUUAAAUAUGAUGCCAAACAAAAAGCUGUCCUGGUGAACCCUAUUAAAGAUGGUAGUAAGAGUAUAACAGUCUAUGAUCUAUGUCUAGAAGUUACAGAUCACCCGUCAGCUACUGUACAUGUUUCUGGUGUUGGUGGAGUAGAUGUUAUUAUUCUAGACAAGGUUGAAGUUGGUAAAGAACUGAAAGCGAAAGUACAAGUAUUAGAUAUCCAUGGUAACCCACUACUCUCUAGUUUUUUCUCUUUGAUGAAUCUAAAAUUAGAAGGAGGAAGUGACAUCAUUACUGUCAGACCAGCAGCCAAUCAGCCAAGUGAUAAAAUAACAGCUUUCUAUACAGUUCAUGGUUCAUACGUUGGUCAUACGAAUGUCAGAGCCUCAGUUAAACUUCCUAAUGGUCAAGUUAUUUAUAGCUCGCCUAAACCACUAGAGGUUUUUCCACCUCUCAGACUGGAUCCUAAAAACAUCACCUUGAUCGUUGGUGCCAAGUUUCAGGUGCUAGCUCACGGAGGUCCCCAACCUCAGAGUAAUGUAGAAUUUAGUAUAAAAGAUAGUAAGAUAUCUACAGUAAGUGGUGGAGGGAUGUUAGAAGCCUUAGAGAUUGGUAGUACUAGAGUUGUAGGUAAAGCUGUAGGUACUGACUCGUUAUCGGGAGAAACUGUCAUAUACUCUCAGGAUGAAGCUAUAGUAAAUGUUAUCAUCUUAACUGGUAUUAGAAUACAUGCUCCUUUAACACGACUACAAACUGGUACUAAGAUGCCUGUGUAUGCUGUAGGUAUAACUGAACAAGAAACACCAUUUACAUUCGGUAGUGCUGUUAUACCAUUAACGUUUACCUGGACUUACAACAGUCGAGAACCAAUUGUUUUACAUUCAGUGUACUAUCAGAGCGGUGUAAAACUAUCAGAUGAAAGUAAAUUUGCCAUGCAGUUGACGGCCGUAGAAGCUGGUCAUGUGACAUUAAAGUUACAAGUCACGCCCAAAAAAGGAAGUCGUCUGCAGAUUAAAAACAUGGCUGAUUUGAAAGAUGAAGUACAAAUUCAGGUAUUUGAGAAGCUAGCUGUGAUUAGUCCUAUGGUUUGUGGAGGACAAGUUUUAAUGACACCCAAUACAGAAACUAUCGUUAAAACUAACAGAGAUUCAGCAGCUAAAUUAACAUAUAAACUAUUGACUGACCAAUCAACAGAUCUGAUACAAGUUAAAGAUGGUGGACAGUUAAAAUCAGGACCUGGGAUAGGUCAAGCCAUGUUAGAAAUCAUUUCUGAAGAGGAAUUCGGAGUAAAUCAGACCAUUGUACUACUAGUUAAGAUUAAACCAAUUUCCUAUUUAAUGAUAAACGCAGAGACCAAAUUAGCCACGCUGGGUGGUCAUGUGACCAGCAUACCAGUUGGUACUAGUCUACAGUUUAAAGUUAGUUACCAUGACGAUGUUGGAGAGAAAUUCUAUGCCACAAAUACACAGUUGAAAUUCAGAUGUAGCAGAUAUAAUUUGCUACAUGUAUCAAAAGGUUGGGAUAACAACACAUUGGUUGUAAAAACAGCAGAAGUGGGACAAACCAUCUUAAAGGCAUGGGAUAAUAAGAAUCCAUGGAUAGCUGAUUAUGUAAAUAUACCAGUAGAUAAUGUUAUCUAUCCACAACAAACUACAGUUUCUCUUACUUCUAUAAUAUGUUUCUCUACAACACUUGUUACUGAAAGAGGAUACAGUGGUAAAUGGUCAAGUGAGAGUAAUAAUAUAGAUGUUGAUGAUAGUAAUGGUAUUAGUCUAACUACUAGUAUCGGCAAGUCUACUGUAGUUUACACUGUCUCUCCUGAUAUUCUUACUUAUACUGAGAUUGAAGUCGUACCAGUAAAGAAUAUAGAUUUAAGUUGUAACUAUGAUUCAUUGACUAAUGGAAUUGGUAAAUCUCGAGGAAUCAACGUUGGCAUCUCUACAGGAUCUUCUCCAACUCUUCAAGGUGAUAAUUGCAGUGCUAUAGUAGCCAGUGAAUAUUACCAACCAACCACUAUACCAUUCUACUGUAACCUACAACUCGUUAACCAUCAAACAGAUAUCACCAUCGCUGACUUGUUUAAAGCCACGCCCACUUUCGAUCAUAUUAAAGGACAGUACGCAUGUAGAAUAGAACAAGUUCGCAACGAGUACUUGAUACAUCAGAUCAGUACUCUGAACACCAAAAUAAGUCUAGAGGUCACGCUCACUCCACAGGAGGAUCAACCUGAAAUAUUCUCUGACAAGAUGAUCUUUGAUUUCCAUCCUGCUUUCUAUGUUCAUAAUUCUGAUAUACAAGUAACAACCACGUCACCUUUAUCAUCCUUACGUGUUUCAACUCUCCCAAAUCUGGUAGAACAUAUUAAGAUUAGCGUGAGUGAUAAUUCGUUAAUAGAAGCUCUGUCCCCCCAGAGAGACAGUCAGUCUGGAGCCGUGGUGUUGUUCCCGAUACGUUUACUCGACACCUACAGUAUCUGGGAACGUGAAUCAUUAGAUCUUUAUGUAGAGUUAUCUAGUUUAUUAACAGGACAGAAAGUUAAGAUACCUGUAUUUGUUAAGUUGAUUGGUAACAAACCCAGCGCUUCAGGAUACAGUGGUGGGUAUACAAGAGAUGUAGGAUGGGGAAUGCUGGUUAGAAACAUUCUAUUUAACUAUCAAUCUUGGUUUGUUCUGUUUUUCAUCAUACUGAUAACAGCUAUAGCAGUAUUAGCAGGUUAUCAUUUUGUGCUGGGAUCCAGGUAUAAAAACGUGGGAAAUUCCAGUGUAUUUUUAAAUCAGAGUGGUACACAGCUACCACCUAGUCCACAGUCAUCCUUCCUUCAACCUCAGGGCACUCCACCCCCCUAUAGUGGGUACAACUCGACCCCCAUGUCACCUCGUCUGUGGUCGGUGAAUUACAAUCAGCCUGACCCUAACGUAUCAUCAUUACGUCGCUCACCCUACUCCUAUACUAAAUCAUGA